AUGAAUAGGCCAUUCACCCUGGCUGCCGGCUGCUGCGGUGCAAACCUCCACCUGCAGGCAACUGUCACCCCAGGGCAGGCAGAGGGCCGAGGACCUGGCCUCCUGGCCUCCCUCCCAUCCCCUGGAAUCCAGAGUCUGAGGGAGAGUUGGGGGCGAAGGCUCGCUCCUCCUGCCGCCCACGCCGCUCGGGGCCUCUCCGGGGGUCGGCAGCCCCCGCGGAGGCGGCGGCUGCUGGGGAGGAGCCGUAGCUCCGGGGACAGCGGAGUGGAACCCCCCAGGUACUCUCCCAUCACACCCCAAGCAGGAUCCAGAAGUGAAACUGCUCAGGGUCACAGCCCAGCGCCGCCGCUGCGCCCCGCCCCGCCCUUCCGGGCACUGCAGCCUUGCAGGAUCUCCCAGUGCUCGGCGACUGCAGGGGAGGAAACUGGGGGAGGGGAAAGGGAAGUGCCCCGUGGGGCAGUCUGCAAAGCGAGGCCUUCUCUCCUGGGGGUGCCCGCUCGUAACCACGAGUGGGAACCUCGAGAGGCGCGGACCUUAACAACUGCAGCCGAAGGACAGGCGCCUGCACUUCCCGCCACCGCCACUGGGUGUCACUGCAGCCGCGCGGCUGAGCCGGCUCGGAGCCGUCGGGAGGACCCGGCAGAUCCGAGCCUGCCGCGCCCGCGGGGUCCUGCCUGGCCUUCGCCCCUAGAGGCCCCGUGGUGCUUGGAUGCGGUGUUCAGACCUCCCUCCACCCACCCGAUCUCUCAAGGCCUUCACCCAGCCCACCGACUCUCCAUGAAGAGCAAAUUAAUAAUCCCCUUGCUCCGCGACGGAUGGGUUCAUUGCUGGGGCGCCGCGCGAGCCUCCUGCUGCUGGACCCGGGAUAAAAGGCGCAUCUUCGAUGGCUUCGGCGGGGCCCGGAAGCCAGCGAUCUCAGCCAGUCACCAAGGACGUCCAGCUGCUGAUUUCCAGUAUCCAGCUCAAGGCUGAGCCAGCUACCUCUAAAGGCCCCCAGCAGCCCAGGUCCGUCAGAGUGGCCAGUACUGAGAAGAAUAGGGACAGAGAACAAAGGACAAGGCAGGGAAGGACUGUGUUCACCACUCAUGAGAUGGGCUGAGCCUGACCUCUGUCCCUAAUUGUAUCUAUGACCUCUGGGGGCGGGGGGACUCUCCUUGAACCUCAGUUUCCCAUUUGUAAAAUGGGAAUGAUAUCUACCUCACAUAUUCCAAUUAGCUGAUUGACAUAGAAAGGCUUGGUCUCCUGCCCUGUGCCUCAGGCGAUGAGAGGUCACUGUGUCCUAUCUUUAUGCAGCCUAAAUACCUGGACAUGCUUAAGAGGUGACUUGGGGACUUCUCUGGUGGUCCAGGGGUUAAGGAUCCACCUUGCAAUGGAGGGGACACAGGUUUGAUCCCUGGUUGGGGAACUAAGAUCCCACGUGCUGUGAAGCAACUAAGCCUGCACACCACAACUGGAAAGUCCAUGCACCACAAGGAAAGAUCUUGCGUGCUGCAACCAAGACCCAACCCAGCCAAAUAAAUAAAUUAAAAAAAAAAAGUGACUCAUUCUAACCCUUUAACUCUCAUCCCAGCCUGGACCCCUUGCACCCAUACUUUGGAAGUUGGUGCUGGGCAUCCAUGGCCAGCACAUAAGCCAGUACCAGCCAGCUCGAGCCCAAGGAGCAGCCACUGAUGAGAUGGUUCUGGGAACCAUGGCAGGUGGCAGGUUGCACUGGUCCCUGGCUCCUCAAAUCUUGCUAAAAAGAAACAAAAUCUUCACCCCUCUCAUUUCUGGACUUGCAGUACUUUCUUCAGGGUAAAUCCCCAGCAGGUUCCAGGCUGAGCAUAGAUGGAUGAAACCUGUCUGCCCAUCUCUGUCCGAAAGGCCUGACUCCCCGGCCUCUCCUCUCCUCAGGAUUAGCCGAGGUUGGGGUGCUUCAGUCACAAGUGGCCGCUGGGCUUGCCAAGUCCGGUCUGAUGGCUGGCUGUGGUGGCUGGUCCUUCUCAAAGUCCCCCUAGGAAAAUACCACUUGCCAGCAGGAGGGCUGCAGAGAAGGAGGGGCUCUCCAGGGGAGGAUCCCCUACCGGUGGUUUAGGAAUUCCACCUGGCAGUCAGGCCAGCUUGGAACAGCCAGGACCUGGCUCUCCCACUGUGAUUUGGGGCCAUUCUGAGGAGUCCGUUUCCUCACCUGCAAAAUGGGAUACCACAUCGUGCCCAACCAAUUGAAAAGACAAAGCUUAUACAAAAUUAAAGAAUGAAUCGCAUGUACUGAUUCAUUGUACCAAUUCAUUCAUGUACCGAAUCACACGUAUGCUCAGUCAUGUCUGACUCUUUUCGACCCCAUGGACUGUAGCCUAACAGGCUUCUCUGUCCAUGGGAUUUUCCAGGCAAGAGUACUAGAGUACUUGCUAUUUCCUUCUCCAGGGG
Messenger RNA from Bubalus bubalis (water buffalo), 2406 nucleotides. Its product is annotated as proline-rich protein 33. The coding region runs from base 1 to 972 and encodes 323 amino acids. The transcript has 5 exons. The record is from RefSeq and is a predicted model, not a curated record. Lineage: Eukaryota; Metazoa; Chordata; Mammalia; Artiodactyla; Bovidae.